Penicillium mononematosum is the source of this 1323-nucleotide messenger RNA. RefSeq names its product Zn(II)2Cys6 transcription factor. The record is from RefSeq and is a predicted model, not a curated record. Gene Ontology annotation, cellular component: nucleus. NCBI's taxonomy places the organism in Eukaryota, Fungi, Ascomycota, Eurotiomycetes, Eurotiales, Aspergillaceae. Gene Ontology annotation, biological process: aflatoxin biosynthetic process; positive regulation of transcription by RNA polymerase II. The coding region runs from base 1 to 1323 and encodes 440 amino acids. Gene Ontology annotation, molecular function: DNA-binding transcription factor activity, RNA polymerase II-specific; sequence-specific DNA binding; zinc ion binding. The transcript has a single exon.
AUGGCAGAGUCUACCAGAUCCACCCUCCAAGGAGAUCAGCCGCAGGUCAAGUUACGAUCAGCCUGUGACCGCUGCUCAUCCAACAAAGUCAAAUGUAGUCAGGAGAGACCGGAAUGCCAGCGAUGUCGCUCGCUCAAUCUGCCCUGUCAGUACAGCCGGUCAUUGCGGAUGGGAAAGCCUCCUCGAUCCCGGCAGCGAUUGAGUAAAGCUUGCUGCCACCAUGAUCAUAACAAGGCUGUUCCAAAUCUCAACCUGUCAAAGCCGGUGGCUGUUUCCCCUGCAACAAACCUAGGCGUCGCCCCAAAACCGAAGUUGAACCAUCAAUUGCUCUCCCAAGCCAACGAGCCGAUCAGCACAGCAGUGCCGAGCUGGUUAGACGGCUUCGAUUAUGAGUCGAUCCUGAGUGAGGACAAUCCGUCCAUUCAGCCACUUUCCCCCUAUUUUUCAGACCUACUGGGAGAAUUCACAACCACAGCUCCAGGUCACAAUCACCCGCCUCUACCCAACUGCCCGAACGUCCUGUCUGGUCCGCCGAAGGGGGCCGAAGCAAUUUCCGGGAUGCUAGGGUCCACACACGAAGAUGCAAUAUACGAAGAGGCCUGUACACAACAUCUGGACCAUCAAGGGAACUUGGAGACCCUCACACCAGCCAGCCUCACAGGGCUCGCCUUUCCAGCCAUAGGCAGCAACUCAGACAACCACCACAUUACUCAAACAAAGGCCUCCACUGGACAAGGUCCUUCGUGCUCGUCCGAAAAUGAGUGCGUCCGACUGGCCAUGGAGACUCUGGAAUCGCUGUAUCAAACUUCCUCCUCGGUUAGAUCAUUCGACCCUGGCCCCACCAAGCCAGGCGUUGGUCACUUCCUCCAGGUCAAUGGCAAUGCGAUGGAAGUUGCAGCGACCAUUCUUGCAUGUCCCUGUAUUAAGGAUUUCUGUCUCCUCAUUAUUCUCGCAAUGAUCCCUUGCAAGGUGCUUGCUGGGUAUCAAGCCGUUGUCAACAUGCCCGACCCGCAUAUUCAGGUUGCAACCGACAAGGAAACCGUUUGUCGUCCGAUCGUCGUUGGACCUUAUACGCUAGAUGAAAAGGCAAGCCGCAUGGUGAUUAUCCCGCUUGUUCUCGCCAAGUUGCGAGAGUUGAGCACAUUUGUCCAGACUUAUAUCGACAAGUUCUGCUCCGAUGCCAGCAAGAACCGUCAGGGACAUUGUGGACUGGUAUACCGGACCCUGGGAUUAUUUGUCCUGAACCGGCUUGGUACAACUAUGGAAGGGCUGCAACAGAAAUUGUCGUCCUUGAUGGGAGAUGGGAAAUCCGAAUUCAAGUGA